Molecule: messenger RNA, 1324 nt
Organism: Staurois parvus
Lineage: Eukaryota; Metazoa; Chordata; Amphibia; Anura; Ranidae
Source: the annotation of a GenBank genome assembly
GUGUCGUGCAAUUUAACAACGGUGAAAGCCUCAGAAGAUUCCUGGUGGCACUUGUGUCAUUUUCCAGAGGACCACUUCAGUUUAUUUAGUGUAAAACCCUUUGUCAUAUCCGUGUGGGACAACCAGAGUAAUACCACUUUAUACUGGCGCAAUCUCAGCCCAGAGCGUGUUGUAUAUGUGGAACCUCCAAUCAAUAUUAAAGUGAUGGAACAAAGAAGCCCCAUGGGAUUGCUGAUCAGCUUUUGGAACCAAGUGAAGGACAAUAAUCUCAAAGAUUGUAUGAUGUAUCAAGUCUCAUAUACAAGCCCCAAAGAGAAGAACUUGAAGACAUUUAACAAGUAUAAGGUGGAUUCAGAGGAUGGUUUGGUGCCGAUUUUCCUUGAUGACAUUCAAAGAGAUACUGAGUAUACAAUCAACGUGAGAAUGAGAGCAGACAGCCCUCACGAUGGGUAUUGGAGUGCUUGGGUCGUCACUACUUAUCAUACAUCCAGUGGGUUUGAUCAGAUUCACAUCGUGUUGUUUAUUUUUGCCGGCGCUGUGGUACUAACUGCCAUCUGCGUGGUGGUUGUUUAUCAAAAAAGUUUCCUCAAGAGUAAGAUGUGGCCAGAUAUCCCAACUCCGGAACACCACUUUAAGGAACUUUAUUCCACCCAUAAAGGGAAUUUCAAGACAUGGCUAGGCCAUACGGACUCAUACCUUAUGUGGAUCUCAAGAAAUAUUUUUCAUGAAGGUCCCAUCACGACACUGGAAGUAUUAUCAGAAUCUCCCAAUGCUCCUCAAUCCCUCUUGCUUCCUGUACCACUACCACCAAAAGACAGUUAUGUUGCUUUGGAUGAGAAUAUUUUACCCCCUUUGAUGUCACGCAUGGUAUCUCAAAGACAAGACGAUGUACUGAGAGCUCAGUCUAUCCCAGCAGAUGAUGGGAAGAUCAUCAGGAGAGAGGGAAAGCCACAAGAGACAGAAGAAAGUCCAAUGGAGCCAGAGGAGAUCAGGCAGCUGACUACUGCAGAGGAGCCAGCCACAUAUGGCACUGAGAUAAUGACAAUAAAAGGUCUACCUAGCUGUAGGACCAUUCUCAGAGAGGACUCUCUACAUUCAGAGGAGGGGAAGCACAGCCCCGCAUCCAGUUUUGAGUACACAGUUUUAGAGACAUGUGAUGGACUUUUAACCCCCAGAACCCGCUCAAUUCCCCUCUCGCCAGCCUCUGAAAUAUGCCUACCUUAUGAUGUCUGAAUCUGGAGAGGAAAGUCCUCCUCCCUCACCGAACAUUUACCAGAACAGCUUCUGUAGUCAAUUUCCUGCCCCUGUUUACUCUCAGUGCUAG